Messenger RNA from Cadophora gregata, 2052 nucleotides. RefSeq lists its product as uncharacterized. Gene Ontology annotation, cellular component: mitochondrion; cytosol. The transcript is spliced from 6 exons. NCBI's taxonomy places the organism in Eukaryota, Fungi, Ascomycota, Leotiomycetes, Helotiales, Ploettnerulaceae. The coding region runs from base 1 to 2052 and encodes 683 amino acids. Gene Ontology annotation, biological process: tricarboxylic acid cycle. Gene Ontology annotation, molecular function: 4 iron, 4 sulfur cluster binding; aconitate hydratase activity. The record is from RefSeq and is a predicted model, not a curated record.
AUGGCACUUCUGCAGUUUGUGAGUGCUGGUAUCGGAAAAGUCGCAAUUCCCACGACCAUUCACACCGACCAUCUUACAAUGGCCGAGAAGGGUGCUGAGAUAGAUCUGGCAGCCGCAAAGAUUAAGCACAAGGAGGUCUUUGAGUUUUUGGCUUCAGCGUCUGCGAAGUAUGGUAUUGGGUUUUGGAAACCUGGGUCGGGAAUUAUACACACGAUUUUGUUCGAGAACUACACUUUUCCUGGAGGUUUGCUGGUUGGUACGGAUUCUCAUACGCCAAACGCCGCUGGAAUGGCCAUGUUGGGUAUUGGAGUGGGAGGCUCGGACGGUGUGGAUGCAAUGGCUGGAAUGCCAUGGGAGCUUCCAUGCCCGAAAACACUAGGUGUGCGUCUCACGGGAAAUCUGACAGGCUGGGCAAGCUCUAAAGAUAUUAUCUGCAAGCUCGCUGGAAUGGUUUCUGUGACUGGCGGGAAGGGAAAGAUCGUAGAGUUCUUUGGCCCGGGAUGUGCGAACCUAAGCGCGACUGCAAUGGCUACGAUUGGAAACAUGAGCGCGGAGAUUGGAGCAACUUCUUGCUUAUUCCCAUAUUCGGAGGCUAUGAAGCAGUAUCUCGAUGUAACAAAUCGGGGCAACAUCGCAAGAGCAGCAUCGCAGUCUCUUAAUCUCAUUACGCCCGACGAAGGCAGCGAACGGUUUUACGAUGACAUCGUGGAGAUUGAUCUCGAUACGCUGGAACCUCAUAUAAAUGGACCAUAUACCCCAGAUCUCUCCCACCCAAUGUCCAAAUUUGGUAAAACUGUCAUUGAGAACAAGUGGCCUACCGAGUUAUCCGCGAGUCUUGUAGGAAGCUGUACCAACUCCUCCUACGAAGAUUUGAUGAAAGUCUCCAGCCUUCUCAAACAAGCCGCCGAUGCAGGCCUAAAACCGAAAACACACUUCUUCGUCUCUACAGGAAGUGAACAAAUCAGAGCCACUUCCGAAGACGCAGGCAUUCUUGAUGUUAUGAGAGACUCUGGGGUCAUUGUCCUAAGUAGUUCCUGUGGUCCAUGUGUGGGCCAGUGGAAUCGACCACAGAUUCCAAAAGGAACCCCGAAUUCCGUCAUCUCAUCAUUUAACCGCAACUUUACAGGUCGCCAUGAUGGUAACCCAGGCACACAUUCCUUUGUCACAUCUCCAGAAGUAGCGACUGCAUUCGCAUUUUCUGGUUCGCUAGACUUUAACCCUGCAACCGAUUCCAUAACCACUCCCUCAGGAACUCCAUUCAAAUUCUCCCUCCCAGAUAGUGACGCUCUUCCGUCCAUAUUUAACCCUGGCGAGGACCUCUACCAAACGCCUCCACCACCAUCCGAAGCCCAAAAUGUCUCCGUGGCAAUAUCUCCUUCAUCCGACCGCCUCCAAGUUCUCGAGCCUUUUGCUCCCUGGACGAAAGAUCAAGCUCUAAACCUACCCAUCCUCUUGAAAGUCAAGGGGAAAUGUACUACAGACCACAUAUCCCACGCAGGUCCUUGGUACGAUUAUCGUGGCCAUCCUGACAACGUAUCCAACAACAUGCUCACGGGCGCCACGAAUGCAUUCUUACCCUCUCACCCACCCGGUAUCGCAGAGCACGUCGUAACUGGGGAAAUUGAUGCAGUACCUGUCAUCGCACGCCAAUACAAGGCAGCCAACAUCCGGUACUGCAUAAUUGGCCACAACAAUUACGGAGAGGGCUCGAGUCGCGAGCAUGCGGCCCUGGAACCUCGCUACCUCGGUGCGGUAGCAAUCAUAGCAAAUGGAUUUGCGCGAAUCCACGAGACGAAUCUGAAGAAACAGGGCAUGUUGCCGCUCACUUUUGAUGAUCCGGGGGCGUGGGAGAGGAUCAGAAAAGAUGAUUCGGUUAGCAUUUUGGGUGUUGAAGAGAUCAAGCCGGGUCAGAAGUUGGUGGUGGAGGUCAAGAACAAGGAUGGAUCUGUGUGGCAGACAUUGGUCAGCCAUACGCUCCAUGCAGGGCAAAUUGGGUGGUUGAUGGACGGAAGUGCGUUGAAUUAUGUUAAGAAUAAUAGGCGAAGUAGCUGA